Messenger RNA from Malurus melanocephalus (red-backed fairy wren), 3142 nucleotides. It is a transcript of the gene SUN2, whose product is annotated as Sad1 and UNC84 domain containing 2. The record is from RefSeq and is a predicted model, not a curated record. Lineage: Eukaryota; Metazoa; Chordata; Aves; Passeriformes; Maluridae. Gene Ontology annotation, biological process: nuclear envelope organization. The coding region runs from base 124 to 2265 and encodes 713 amino acids. Gene Ontology annotation, molecular function: protein-membrane adaptor activity. Gene Ontology annotation, cellular component: nuclear envelope; meiotic nuclear membrane microtubule tethering complex. The transcript has 18 exons.
CUUCCCCCGCAAAACAAAAGGGAGCGGCGGCGGCGAGAGCGGCCGGGAAGGACGGACGGGAUUGUUCCCCGCUGCGCGGCACUUGCCAGUGGGUGAGCUGAGCCCCCACUCGGUGCUGCCGCCAUGUCCCGCCGUAGCCAGCGCCUUGUCACCACCCGCUAUUACCCSGGGGACGACGAUGCCACGACCAGCAGCAGCAGCAGCACCUCUCUGCUGGGUGGGACACAGCUCCCCUUCAAGGAGACCACCGGCAGGACGAUCAGGAGGAAAUCGAGUAGCACAAAGCGCCUUUCUCCUGCCCCCAGCACCCAAACCUCCUACUACAGCGAGUCCAUGAUGAGCGAGUCCUACCUGGGGGACAGCCGGGGCCUUGCUGCCUUUAGCAGCUCCAUGCUGGAUGAUGACUUGGACAGCARCUCGUACUGGGGUGGGGAGCUUUCCACCAGGAGGAGAAGAGGUACAGGGGACACCGAGUCCAGUAAGAUCAAUGGGGUGCUGGAGAGCAAGACGUAUGACACCUACACAUCUUCAUCGGGAUACUCCUCAGAGGAUGACUAUGCUGGUCACUAUUACUCAGGCCAGAGUAGCUCUGGGUCAGGUCUGAGAACUGCAGCCUCCCGGGUGGGCUCCUUCCUCUGGCAGGUGUUCACCUCCCCAGUUCGGUUCAUGGUAUGGCUGUUCUCAGGGCUGGCAGGGGCAUGGCACCGCCUCACCGGCACGACUUCCCACCUGGACACUGUCCCCUUCUCCAGGCGCUACCCACGUCUGAAGAGGUCCCUGCUGCUUCUCCUGCUCCUCCUGCUCCUUGCUGCUGCUGCCUAUGGAGCUUGGUACUUCUACCCAUAUGGGCUAUCGACACUGAGCCUGCCUUCCUUCCCGUGGUGGGGAACUGGAAGGCUUUCCUCCUCCUCUGAUGUUCCUGGGGCAGGGGACCUGACCACGCUGGACCAGGGGGGACACCCACUUCUGGUUCGCUUCCAGUCCCUGGAGAAACGCUUUGAAGCACUGGAGGCUGAGCUGUCGCGGUGGGAGCUGCGUCGUGGGGCAGCAGCAGUGACAGCAGGGGGAGAGCCACCCCCAGGGGACGUCCUUGCGCUGCUGGAGGGUCUKGUGAGCCGUCGGGAUGCGGGGCUGAAGGAGCAUCUCCGCACUGACAUGACCAACCACCUCCAGGGUGAGCUCGAUGCCCUCCGAGCUCAGGUGCAGAGGGAUUUAGACGGGCACCUGGGGAAGAUGGCACAAGCCUCUCAGGAGAUGGAAGCACGCUUGCUGGAGCUGAACUCGGARUGGCAGAGCUCAGUGCAGGAGAGCCUGCGAAAGACCUUCCGGCAGGAGGUGGGCAAGCUGGAGCAGGAGGUGGCAGCGCUGAGGAGGGAGCUGGCAGGUCUCAAGUCAGACCAGGAGGUGAUGGGGAAGCACGUUGACGGGAUACUGGAGCAGCUGAAGACAGUGCGGGCUGAUCUGGAAGCGCAAUUCCCGGUGUGGAUCAGUCGGUUCCUGUCGCAGUCCCAGCAGGAUGGUGCUGCUGCCUUCAUCCUCCAGCAGGAAGACUUGCAAKCAGAGCUCCAGGCUCUGGAGCGCAAGAUCCUUGCAAAAGUCUUGGAGGACCGGAGAUUGUCAGCACGGGAUGCUCAGGCUGGUAUUGGAGUGGCCCUGCGGCAAGGAGGGACUGCAGGAGUKACAGAGGAGCAAGUGCAUCUCAUCGUGGGCCAGGCCCUGAAGCGCUACAGCGAGGACCGUGUGGGGAUGGUUGACUACGCCCUUGAGUCGGCAGGGGCCAGCGUCAUCAACACUCGCUGUUCAGAGACCUACGAGACCCGGACAGCGCUGCUGAGCUUGUUCGGCAUCCCGCUCUGGUACCACUCGCAAUCCCCCCGUGUCAUCCUGCAGCCAGAUGUCAACCCUGGGAACUGCUGGGCGUUUCGUGGCUCCCAAGGCUUUGCUGUCAUCCGCCUCUCUGGCAUCAUCCGCCCCACAGCUGUGACGCUGGAGCACAUCCCAAAAGCCCUUUCACCCCAGGGGACCAUCCCCAGUGCCCCCAAGGACUUUGCUGUCUAUGGUUUAAAGGAAGAAGGAGAGGAAGAGGGCCUUCUCCUUGGACAGUUCACCUACAGCCACAAUGGCGAUCCCAUCCAAACAUUUUACUUGGAGGGUGACUCCAUGGGCACAUACCAGCUGGUGGAGCUCCGGGUACUGAGCAAUUGGGGCCACCCCGAAUACACCUGCAUCUACCGCUUCCGUGUGCAUGGGGAGCCAGCACACUGACCCCUGGCUCCGCGCGGGAUGAGGAUGCUGCCAGGCUGACAGCAGGAAGGGAUGCAUCUGGUKCACUGCUUCACAUGUAGAAAUCCUGGGAUGUGCCAGCAGCCACAGGAAGCUGCUCCCCUGGGGGGAGGAGAAGAGCUGGUGUUGAAGGGGUGAGGCUUUCACUCUUCCAAGGACCGGGUGGUGAGGCAAGAGCAUCCCAUGUGAGUCCUAGCACAGCCUGGCUUGUUUUCAGUGCGUAUGGGACAUUUUAACUUUAUAAGCUAACUUUGUAUUGGGUCUGCGCUGCCCCUUGUCCCUAUUGCCCCUCUCCUUUCUGCUGGUGUGUCAGCAUUGCCAGGGCGUGGGAAAGGGGGGUGUCAUUUUCUGAUGUGCUUCAUGCGGGCUUGGGCGCAAUCAGUGUGUGGGACUGUGGUGCCUGGCCCGGUGCUGCUGGAGUAGGUGGGAGCCACUGGUCAUGGCCACCAAGUCCCCUCCACACAGGGUCACUUCUCUUGCCUUGGUGUUGGUUUGGGUAAAGGUGUCCAGCCCUCAAAUGGGCUGGCAGAGAGGAAAUAAGACAGUAUUACUGAAGUAUUAACAUGAAACUAAUGGUUUGUGGCAGCAGGAGGAGAGGAGCAUGGCACAUGUUGGUGGCAGAGCCCACCUUGGUGCUGCCAAACCCUCUUGCUGCCAGUGGCUCAGUUGGGUCUUGGCGAUGCUGUUGGCCUCCGUGGCUGGCUGCCUCCCCAGUGUUAAGCUUGACGAUACUAUUGAAAAUUCCUGUUGCCUGCUUUUCCUUUGGGGUUUGUUCUGAUAUUUUUUUUUAAGAUGGGUGGAGAGGAGGGCUAUUUUCUAGUUGGGAUGCUGGGAUUGGGUUUUUUUUUUUGGGGGGGGG